AUGCGACAAGCUUUGUUUGACGUACUUUGUGAAGUUAAAGAGAAAACUGCCUUACAAAUACGAGCAGGAAAUGAUGAUCAACCGGAGGAUCCUCAAUUGAUGCGGUUGGAUAAUAUGCUGGUGGCCGAAGGCGUAGCAGGACCAGACAAAGGUGCGCCGCUUUCGGGGGAUGCUUCCGGUGGAGAUCAGGCUGACUAUCGUCAAAAACUCGGCCAAAUUCGUCUUGUCUAUAAUCAAGAGCUCCAGAAAUAUGAAGAGGCAUGCUCGGAAUUCACUCAACACGUGAUGUCCUUACUUAAAGAUCAAUCUCGUGUCCGACCUAUUAGUCAGAAGGAGAUUGAACGAAUGGUGUCGAUAAUCCAAAAGAAGUUCAGCGGCAUCCAAGUCCAGCUUAAGCAGUCCACGUGCGAAGCUGUCAUGAUCUUGAGAAGUCGUUUUUUGGAUGCAAGGCGUAAGCGUCGUAAUUUCUCAAAACAAGCAACGGAAGUUCUCAAUGAAUAUUUCUACUCACACCUGAGCAAUCCGUACCCGUCGGAGGAGGCCAAAGAGGAACUCGCUCGGCAGUGUAACAUUACAGUGUCCCAG
Messenger RNA from Cooperia oncophora, 585 nucleotides. Lineage: Eukaryota; Metazoa; Nematoda; Chromadorea; Rhabditida; Trichostrongylidae. The record is from the annotation of a GenBank genome assembly.